GUUUUGUCUAUCCCCAUCAUAGCCAGACGUCCCCUUCCCCGUCCCCUUCCCAAUGCGCCGUGCUAAGCGGGUUGCUGAGACUUGAGCUUUCCAGCAGAGUUUCGAACCACCAAAGCUCCUGCUCUCUUUGUUUCCUUCCAUUCCUUCCAUUUUUUCUUUUUUAUCAAAAUGUCGAAAAAAAUGAGCUUCACCCCUUGGGCGCCCGCAAGGACGCAAUACAAAGAUAAAGACAACCUCAGCAUUCAUGUCCGCCGUUUUGAUGAGUCGUAUAUGGUACGUGUCCAGAAGAUACCUAUAUCUCCCAAUGGCUCCCCACAAGGUACGUACCUACAGUAGUAGCACGUCACUAACGCGGUAGUUCCCCACAGGCGUCGGUGAUGCGCCGCAGUCCCGCACGAAAGGCCAUUCGAGGCGGAGCACUAGCCAUAUUUGUGUUGACCAUCAUCUAUUACUUCUCCGGUUCCUUCUCCAGCUCGUACGUCGAAGUAAAGGAUGCGACGAAUUAUCCCAUAUGGCCGGAGCAAUACCCGGUGGUAUCCCCAAUUCCAAUGCCUCGCGGGGCAAAGAAGGUGUCAAAGAUCCAACACGACCUCGUGCCGGAAACUGCACAGGCGAAACAGCUGCGAUUGAAGCGUUUGGCCGAGGUGAAGGAGGCUUUCCUGCACGCGUGGAGGGGAUACAAGAAUGAGGCUUGGGGACAAGAUGAAUUGAAGCCCAUUGAAGGCGGAUACAAGACACCUUUUUGCGGCUGGGCUGCGACGUUGGUGGAUGCGCUGGAUACUCUGUGGAUUAUGGAGCUGUACGACGAAUUCGAAUUGGCAUUGAAGCAUGUAGAGAAGAUUGAUUUUACGUAUAAGGAAGGGUGCCAGAUUAAUUUAUUUGAGACGACCAUUCGCCAUUUAGGUGGCAUGCUGGCUGCGUGGGAUCUCAGUGGCGGCCAAUAUCCAAUUUUGAUUGAGAAGUCAGUGGAAUUGGCAGAAAUUCUAUUUACAGCUUUUGAUACGCCCAAUCGCAUGCCCACCCCCCAUUACACCUGGUCUGCGUAUGUAUUUUCUUUAUUCUUUCGCUGGAAAAUGUGCUAAUUGGGCAACAGAACUAACCCUAAAGCAAAUAACCACCAGCCCAGUCGAAGUAUCGUCCUGGCUGUACUCGGAUCCCUUUCCCUCGAAUUCACCCGACUGUCACAGAUUACUGGGAACGAGAAGUAUUUCGAUGGCAUACAAAGAGUGAUGAAUGAACUGGAAAAAUGGCAGGACGAAACAGGGUUGCCUGGGAUGUGGCCCGCAACCGUUGAUUCCACCAGGGUCAAUGAGACAAUUGCUCUCGGUUCUCCAUGGAAAGGCGUCGAAGAGCUCUACACACUGGGUGCAUUGGCCGAUUCAACUUAUGAGUACCUCCCAAAGGUAAUUGUUGUCCUUCGAAGUGCGAUGGGCCAUACUGACAUUUAUAGCAAUACAUGAUGCUUGGUGGAAAAGACCUAACAUACCGAGUCAUGUAUGAAAAAUUCAUGAAAGUAGCGCGAAAAGAUCUCUUCUUUCGACCUAUGACAAUGGGAGACGAAGACAUUUUGAUAGCAGGAUCCGUUAUGCGGACUGCAGGUGGCCCUAUCACGCUUAAACCCGAACUUCAACAUCUUGCAUGUUUUACUGGAGGAAUGGUAGCUAUUGCAGGAAAGAUCUUUGAUAAUCCAGAUGAUGUGGAAGAUGGAGCUAGACUUGCGAAUGGCUGCGUCUGGGCUUAUCGAAGUACCGUCUCUGGAAUCAUGCCGGAAACUUUCACGGCUGUCCCUUGUAAGGAUAGAAAGACUUGCUCUUGGGAUCAGAAGACUUGGAUGAAAGCCGUUCUCGAAUCCGGAGACGAGACGGAAGUAAGCGACAAGGUUAUGUAUAAUAAGCUUGCGCCUGGGAUGGUGGGGAUUCAGGAUGGACGGUAUCUUUUGAGGUAUGUGGAUUUCUUCUUUUCUAUAAUUAUUCCUUUUCCCACUUUCACGGCUUGGAAAAAAGCUACCUUCCUCCCUACGAAACAAGCCCCCAAAUCGGGUUCGAAACAAAUCACAUCACCUCAAACACCCCUCAGACCAGAAAGCUAACAAAUUCCCAGACCCGAAGCAAUCGAAUCCGUCUUCAUCCUCCACCGCAUUACCGCCGACCCAUACUGGGCGAACUCAGGCUGGGACAUGUUCAAAUCCAUCAUGGCGCACACGAAAACCGACAUCGCCCACUCGGCGGUAGAUAACGUGAUGGACGCGCUGCCCGUCAAGGUCGAUGAGAUGGAGAGUUUCUGGUUGGCGGAGACUCUCAAGUAUUUCUAUAUGCUGUACUCGGAUCCGGGGGUUGUGGAUCUAGAUGAGUUUGUCUUGUGAGUUUUUCCUUUUCGACGGGAAAAGAUUGAUGUAGGUGUUUUGAGUGUUUUUACUAAUGUGUGAGAUAUAGAAAUACGGAGGCUCAUCCUUUGCGGAGACCUAGGUGAAGCAAAAGCAGAUGAAAGGUCAGGCCAGGGCAUUUUUUGAGAAGGAGUAAAGAUGGGCCUCUCUUGUACUUUUUUCUCUUUGUUUGGAUGAGAUUGCAUGUAUGCAUAUUUGGCGUUUUACGGGGUGGUCUGGGUUUAUAGCAUUUUCGUUUUUUGGGGGGAGCGAGAUGGGGGGAGAGGAAAUAGGAAUCUUUGGAUCUUAGGAGCUUAAGGGGUUAGCGUAAUAGGACAGAGAGAUGACUUUUAGAUUUUCUAUGGUAAGAGAGGUGGGCAUGACUCUGUUCACGCGAUUCAAAGUUGUUAUGCCAAAAGUCUGGCACAACUUUAUUAAUUGUCCUCAUUUACCUAGGUUCACAAGGAGUGAGAAGUAUCAAUUAUCCAAG
Messenger RNA from Hymenoscyphus albidus, 2852 nucleotides. NCBI's taxonomy places the organism in Eukaryota, Fungi, Ascomycota, Leotiomycetes, Helotiales, Helotiaceae. The record is from the annotation of a GenBank genome assembly.